This is a messenger RNA of Platichthys flesus (European flounder), 1168 nucleotides long. It is a transcript of the gene ccl27a, whose product is annotated as chemokine (C-C motif) ligand 27a. The record is from RefSeq and is a predicted model, not a curated record. Lineage: Eukaryota; Metazoa; Chordata; Actinopteri; Pleuronectiformes; Pleuronectidae. The coding region runs from base 97 to 390 and encodes 97 amino acids. Gene Ontology annotation, molecular function: chemokine activity. The transcript is spliced from 3 exons. Gene Ontology annotation, biological process: immune response. Gene Ontology annotation, cellular component: extracellular region.
UAGAUGAGGUGAUUGUGUGUGUGUGUGUGCAUGCGUGUGUGUUGCCAGUAUUUAAGCAGUUAGCCCUGAUUUCCUCUGCUCAUUUGUUCUGCUGUCAUGGAUCUGAAAGUUGCCUUAGUGGCUGUUUGCCUGUUUGCUUUGGCCAUCACCUGCACUGAAGCUGUCAUCCCAACGUGCUGCAUUAAAACAUCAAGGCAUAUGAACAAACACUAUCUGAUGAAGGUGGAGAAGUGGUACGUUCAGGAGGGCAGCGGCGCCUGUGACAUCUCUGCAUUGAUACUGUACGUGAAGGGCCGGGAGAAGCCCUUAUGUGCUCCUCUCAAGGUGAAGACCACCCUGGAGAGACUGCAGCAGAGAAGGAAGAGACACAAUCUGAAAGCAGCUCACUGAGUUUGGGAAUGAAAAACCUCAUCUAACUCUGGUGUUUGCAAGAUCUGACGGUGGUUUAUCUUUUUCAUCAAAUACGCAGGGGGGCCCUAUACUGAACUGUUACUGAAUUGAAUCUGUAUGUUGUGAUAAGAAAGACUGACAUGUAAACUGGGAUGUGGAGGCUGUAAACUGGGAUGUGGAGGCUGUAAACUGGGAUGUGGAGGCUGCUGUUAUGACACAUUUGUACAAACACUACAAGUAAAACAAGAGCAUGUGACAUGUGAUGAAAUUUGUGAGGGAUCUAAAACAAAUACUGUAAUUUAAACUGGGAAGUGAAAGUAAAAUGUGCCGAUCUGCCAUGACUGAUCCCACUGAGAGAAAAACUGCUGCAAGCAACAAACAUUAUAAAAAAGGGUUGGAAAGUUUCACUGAGUUCAUUUAUUUGAUUUAUUCUGUUUCUUUCCCAAGUGAGUGAAUAAAGGAGAGAAGCUGCAUUUACUGUGACUGAGGAGCCUUAUUGUUUGCUUGGUAUUUUACCUUUGUGUUUUCAUCUAAGUAUUUUACUCGAUUGCAUUCUAAAUCCAUUUGGACAUUUUACUCCUUUAUCUGUUUGUCGGUUUUUCGAGGCUCAUUUAAUACAUUUCUGUCUUUUUACUUGUGCUUUUGUCUAAAUCAAAUGUUCCACUGCUUCCUUCACCGCUGGAAAACGUAGAGGCAUAAUCUCUGUUAAAAUGACUAUGAGUUACAACUUAAUACAAAGCAGUGACAAUAAAGUGGUGGAGGUGAAGAUGAAAAACAA